AUGUCCCGCGAACAGCACAUCCCCACCCACACUCCCCUCCAAGACUCUUACGAGUUCAUCUCCUACGAAAUAAUCAUGAACUCCAAAGUCGACCUGAUAACCAACAAGAUGGACCGCACCACAGUUGGCCGCUACGUCACUGGCAUCCGCGGGACGUGCGACUGGGACGAUGCAGGCAACUUUUGCAGCUACGAGGAGUGUCAUCCAUCCGGGAAGUGGGAUUUCAAUCGCAUGGUCUGGUCGAUCCGGUACGACAACAACGUGGAGCGGAGUAAGCCGUUCGGGUUUCAUGUGAACACAAUGAAAGAACUGAAACGCAUGUGGGGUGAUGGCACUAGACAUAGGAUGGAGUACCACGUAGUGGCGUUCUAUCAUCCGGAGCUGACGGUGUCGGCGCCGGAGUCAGAGGUCUAUUACCUCUCUGUGCGAAACGAUUUGACCAACCAUACAGGGUGGGACUGGAAAUGGAACAGUGCAACGGAGACAGACAGGGUUCAUUGUGCGGAAAUGGUGCGGUAUCUGUGGACACAUUUACACUAG
Molecule: messenger RNA, 540 nt
Organism: Aspergillus pseudotamarii
Lineage: Eukaryota; Fungi; Ascomycota; Eurotiomycetes; Eurotiales; Aspergillaceae
Exons: 1
Coding region: 1-540 (179 amino acids)
Source: RefSeq, a predicted model, not a curated record